Halichondria panicea is the source of this 828-nucleotide messenger RNA. Its product is annotated as transmembrane protein 138-like. Bases 230 to 715 code for a protein of 161 amino acids. The transcript has a single exon. The record is from RefSeq and is a predicted model, not a curated record. Gene Ontology annotation, cellular component: cilium. Lineage: Eukaryota; Metazoa; Porifera; Demospongiae; Suberitida; Halichondriidae.
CAUUGCUGCAGAUGCAGGUUUUGGAGGUGGGAUAUUAUCCAAGUCUAGCUUCAUUUGUUUGGUCAAUGGUGUGUGCAAUCUCAGACAGUGCCCUAUGCUGCUGUAAAGACUUCUGUGGACGUUGUGGAACAGCAAAUCCAAAGAACAGAUGAACAGAGGUGCUCCUGAAAUAGAACUUUUCUUGUAUCCAUAACAACUGUACCUCCUACUACAAAACAUGAGCUGAGAGAUGGUGUUACUUAAUUCUGGCUAUACGAUCAUCCUCACGCUUCAACUACUGCUUCUACUGGUGGACCUGGUCUGUAACUCAUUCUCAAUCCUACUGGGACAGAACACAAUCGUUCUGUUAGUCCUCUACAUGGUACAAGAUAUUGCCCUCGUCUUCUCCAUCAUUCUCCUAUUUGUUGCCUUCUUUAGCACGUUCGCAUUCAAGGCUGGACUAAUUUCAAGUCUCAUCAAGAAAUUCUCUGCGUCUCUACUCAUUGGACUACUGUACCUGUCGCUAACGGUUGCAUACCAAAUAUGGAAUUUAGCCGUAAGGUGGGAGCAGCCCAUCAUGUACCAUUGGACUGAGGGUCUUCAAGCUGUGUACGUACUUCAGAAGCUUAUAGCGGUGAUAUUCUACUACUUCUACAAACGAGCCGCCCUGAGGCUAGGUGAUAACAAAUAUUACGAGGACUCAGAGUGGAUGAGAAAACAAUUGAAUGCUAGAUAGCUAACAGGAAAUACAUUUCAAUCAUCACUUAUAAAUUUGUUUCAUUCUUUGAAAGUAUGUUAUAUAAUUAUAAUUAUACUCAUGCAUAGGUUCAGAAUAAGUUCUCAAAUUGA